UUCCGUUCAGUAGCCUUGGUACAUCUGCUGCUAUUCAAGGACUUUGUUAGUUUUAUUCGCCUCAAUUGACAAACGAUUAUGAACUGUCAUAAAGUAUAAAUCGUUAUCGGUUUGUAUCUUUAGCUCUGUUGUUCUCAGCCCACAGCGCAGUCGGUGUUUUAUGUUUUCAAAAACGUAGCUAAUGUUGCUAAUGCUAACCGGCUGUCUGUCCUCAUGGUUCUGUUUAAACCAAACAAACAAACUUUAGUGUUUUUAGUUUUAUUUAAUCACAACCAGGCAGGAUGGGAGCGUUUGUCGGCGUUAAAACAUCAUAUUUAAUCAGCAGAUCCUUCAUUCGUCCUGUCAGCCCUUCAGCAGCAGUUUCGUGUUCAUCAUCAGUGCGAUGGAGACCCGCUCAGCUCCGCCUCUUCUGCAGCAGCUCAUCGCCCGACGAGCAGAAGCCCCGUCCCUCCAUGCUACGUCACCUGACCUCCAAAAUCAAGGCGACGGGUCCGAUCACGGUAGCGGAGUACAUGAGGGAGGUCCUGACCAAUCCUGUGACGGGUUACUACGUGAAGAACAGCAUGCUGGGAGCUGACGGAGACUUCAUCACAUCACCGGAGAUCAGCCAGAUGUUUGGAGAGUUGGUUGGUAUCUGGAUCAUCAGUGAGUGGAUGGGAGCAGGACGACCCAAACAGCUACAACUCGUCGAACUCGGACCUGGAAAAGGAUCUUUGGCGGCCGAUGUCCUCCGAGUGUUCCGUCAGCUGUCGUCGGUUGUGGGUGGAGCCUCCGUCUCUCUCCACCUGGUUGAGGUGAGUCCGGUUCUCGCUCGUCUCCAGGCCGACGCCCUGACAGGAAGCAGCGGCGAGGAGGCGGACGGAGACGAGGAUCCGGUCUACCAUCGCGGACGGACCCGUGACGGUCUGCCGGUGUCCUGGUACCGACGACUGGACGACGUCCCCGCAGGGUUCAGCGUGUUCGUGGCUCAGGAGUUCUUCGACGCUCUGCCCAUCCACAAGUUUCAGAGGACGGACAGAGGCUGGAGGGAGGUGAUGGUGGAUGUGGACCCAGAGAAGGAGGAGCAGCUCAGGUUUGUCCUGGCUCCGUCUCCAACGUUGGCCUCGUCCACGCUCAUACAGGCAGGUGAGAGGCGGAACCACGUGGAAGUGUGCGCAGAGGGCGGAGCCAUAAUCCAGCAGCUGGCUCGACGAAUCACAGACGGCGGCGGAGCGGCGCUGAUCGCAGACUACGGCCACGACGGAACCAAGACCGACACGUUCAGGGGGUUCAAAGGUCACCAGCUCCACGACGUCCUGUCCUCUCCCGGGUCAGCUGACCUCACCGCUGACGUGGACUUCAGUUACCUGCGGAAGACAGCUGGAGGGGGCGUGGCCUGUCUGGGACCCGUCAGUCAGAGGAACUUCCUGAAGAACAUGGGCAUCGACGCCCGACUGCAGGUUCUGUUGAGGAGCUGCGCUGACCCGUCUGUUCGGCAGCAGCUCAUCAGCAGCUACGACAUGUUGAUGAACCCAAAGAAGAUGGGCGAGCGUUUCCACUUCUUCAGCCUGUUACAGCUCAGCCGCCUCGCCAGGCCGACCGCGCCAAACGGACUGAAGCUGGAGAAGAACAAGAACCCGGCUCCGCUUCCUGUGGCCGGGUUCACCGAGCUGCAGUACUCCUGACGGACAGCAGAGGGGCGGGCUUAAAGGACGGACGGGAACGGGACGGAUUUUAAGUCCAACACCAACACAAAGAGACAUUAGUGGUGAUGUGAACGUCUGAUAUACUGUCAAAAUGUGAAGUCUAAACCAGGGGAGUCAAACUGACCCGCCAAAGGGUUCAGUCCAGCCCAUGGGAGGAGUUAGUGAAAUACAAAAAUUACACUGAACAUAUUAACUAUCAAGGAUGUUUAAAUCAUUUUAGGUCAGGACAUACACAUAAAUAUGAUCUAUAGUAGGUCACACCAGUAAAAUAUUAUCAAAAUAACCGACAAAUAAUGGCAACUCCUAUUUUUUUCCUUCAUUUUAGUGUAAAAAAAAAAAAGUAAUAAAUCAAAGUUACAUGACACUGUUUAUAUUUUCAAACUGUCCUUUCACAAAAAAUAUGAAUAAUCUGAGCCAAAUGAAAUGUGUUUAGAGAAAUGCCAUUUUAACGUAAUUUUUUUCUCUUGUUUCUCAAGUUUUUGUUCAUUUUUAUGGAUGCUUUGAUUUCGUUAUUGCUUAAUUUGAUCAUAUUUGGGGGGGGUUUGUUUCUUUUUUUCUGUUAAUUGUGUUCAU
Sphaeramia orbicularis (orbiculate cardinalfish) is the source of this 2258-nucleotide messenger RNA. RefSeq names its product NADH:ubiquinone oxidoreductase complex assembly factor 7 (gene ndufaf7). The record is from RefSeq and is a predicted model, not a curated record. NCBI's taxonomy places the organism in Eukaryota, Metazoa, Chordata, Actinopteri, Kurtiformes, Apogonidae. Gene Ontology annotation, biological process: mitochondrial respiratory chain complex I assembly. Gene Ontology annotation, cellular component: mitochondrion. The transcript is spliced from 10 exons. Bases 282 to 1664 code for a protein of 460 amino acids. Gene Ontology annotation, molecular function: protein-arginine omega-N symmetric methyltransferase activity.